Equus quagga is the source of this 3360-nucleotide messenger RNA. RefSeq names its product growth arrest specific 2 like 2 (gene GAS2L2). The record is from RefSeq and is a predicted model, not a curated record. Gene Ontology annotation, cellular component: stress fiber; microtubule plus-end; actin filament. Bases 367 to 3006 code for a protein of 879 amino acids. Gene Ontology annotation, molecular function: cytoskeletal adaptor activity; actin filament binding; microtubule binding. NCBI's taxonomy places the organism in Eukaryota, Metazoa, Chordata, Mammalia, Perissodactyla, Equidae. Gene Ontology annotation, biological process: actin crosslink formation; regulation of microtubule polymerization or depolymerization; protein localization to microtubule plus-end. The transcript is spliced from 6 exons.
GGUGGGGAGUCGAGGCAGCCAGCCCAGAACCGUCCAGCCCUGGGGAGACACAGGAGUGUCCUCACCUCCGCCUGUCCUGGGAGGUGGCGAACUCUGAGGGGACUGGGCAGCCGGAGAGUGAACUCUCUGCAGGGCCACCAAGUAGGGAAAGUUCAGGCAGGGACUGAGGAAUGUGGGGGGCGGGGGCCUGGCCUGGCCUGGUGGCGGCUGGAGCCAGCGGCAAGUAGCAGGGCCGGAGUCCCGGCUGUCUGAGGAUAGCAGGGGAACCCCUGAGUCAGGGAGAACUGGCCAAGACCCAGCAGGGGGCAGGAGGCAAAACGCAGCAGCGGGAGAGAGGAGGCGCCCACGUCCUCCCCUGCUGAGGCCAUGUCCCUGCCUGGGGUACAUGGGAGGAGGCCUGGGACCCUGGGGCCUCCCGUGCGCAGCAUCCGGCCCUUUAAGUCCAGCGAGCAGUACCUGGAAGCCAUGAAGGAGGACCUGGCUGAGUGGCUUCGGGAUCUCUACGGGCUGGAUAUCGACGCGGCCAACUUCCUGCAGGUGCUGGAGACCGGCCUGGUGCUGUGCCGGCACGCCAACACCAUCACCGAGGCUGCUCUGGCCUUCCUGGCUGAGGCACCUGCCCGAGCCCAGAGGAUUCCCCUGCCCCAGGCUGGGGUCUCCUACAAUGGGGCCGCCCAGCCGGGCACCUUCCAGGCCCGGGACAACAUCUCCAACUUCAUCCAGUGGUGUCGCAAGGAGAUGGGUAUCCAAGAGGUGCUGAUGUUCGAGACGGAGGACCUGGUGCUGCGCAAGAACGUGAAGAACGUGCUGCUGUGUCUGCUGGAGCUGGGCCGCCGGGCCUGGCGCUUCGGCGUGGCGGCGCCCACCCUCGUGCAGCUGGAGGAGGAGAUCGACGAGCAGCUGCGGCAGGAGCUGGCCCUGCCCGCGCCGGACCCCCCGCCGCCCGAGCCCCCGGUGCGCCGGCCCUGCCACUUCCGCAACCUGGACCAGCUGGUUCAGAGCCUCGUGAGCCACUGCACAUGCCCGGUUCAGUUCUCCAUGGUCAAAGUGUCCGAGGGAAAGUACCGCGUGGGGGACUCCAACACCCUCAUCUUCAUCAGGAUCCUCCGGAACCACGUGAUGGUGCGUGUGGGGGGCGGCUGGGACACACUCAGCCAUUAUCUGGACAAACAUGACCCCUGCCGGUGCACAUCCCUCUCACACAAGCCAGGCAGCUUCCUGAAGCCCCCCAUUCCACCGGUGCAGCACGAAGUGAGGGUACAGGAUGAACCCUCCAAGCGACAGCCUACGAUGACCAUCAGCCGCUCCCAGAGCCCACUGCCCUCUGUGGACUGGAAGACAUACACGUCUUCAGGCCGAAAGCUGAGGCCCCCCGUCUCAUCCUCCCCCAGCCCCCGCAGUGACGGAGGAGCAGGGGCAGGGGUCCUCAGAGAGACAGCAUCAUUCCUGAGGUGCCAGGAGAAGUCAUUGACCCCAUCUUGGAGGCAGCUGCCAGCUGGGGACAGCCCACCCAGCCCCCAAUCCUCACCCACCCACAGGACCCGAGACCCACGGUGCACCUCCUCGGGGAAAAGGGGGGACAGAGACCCACCAGAACUCCUCAGGGGAAGGACUCCCACAUCUUGGGUUCAUGAGGAGACAGAUAACUGGGGAACCCAUGCCAGAGCCCCCACCCCCCAGAGACUCCAAGCCCCUGAGGCCACCGCCAAAGGGACACCAGCAAGAGCACCAUCUCCCCUGCCUCGUUACUCCAGCCCUGCUAAGCCCAUGGGCCCCAGGCAACCACCCCGGGGUGAAGCCGAGGGUGCUUCCUCCCAGCUCAGAGAGCCAGCAUCUGCCUGUUCUCCAUCCCCUGUUAAAGGACCCAGCAAGAUCCCCAUCUGGCUGCCCCCUGCCCGCCCCCCAACUCCAGGAAGAAGCUUUCCAGGUACUGCAAAUGGAGGUUCCACGACAGAAGUGGGGAGAAACCCUAUCCCAUUAAGGGCCGUCACUGGGCACCUGGCUGGGCCCAGACAUGGGGACUGCUCUGUGGAAGAGAGGCAAGGGGACCAGAAGCCAGACAUCCCAGUGACAGCAGGGUCUCCAGAGCUGCAGGGCCUGGGCCCACAGGGGCAGGAAGGGCAGUACACACCCCUGCCCCUGGGCGGGAGCAAGGAGCAAGGCAUCUAUCACAGCCUGGAGGAGGAGAUUUUGGCCAACAUGAAGCUGUUAGAGGUGGGGGGUGCCCACCCCUGGGGGCCAGGGUCCGGGGCCAUCCCUCGUAGUGGAGUCUAUGUCCCCAGCCUGGGUGGGCGGUGGCCUGCACCUGGGGGUCCUUAUGACAAAGUCAUCCAAGAACUGGCUCAGGGCCCCCCACCACUCCUUAAAGUGGACCUGAGAGCCUGGAAGGCAGCACCUCUAGGCUCCCCUAACCCAGCUGUUACCAUAGGCCCAGGAAGUCCAAAAGGGAAACUGGGAGCUCAAGAGAGUGGGCCCAGGACUAAGGCAAACCUGAGUUCCAAGGGUACCAGGAUGAGGAAGGUCCCAGCUCAAGGAGGGCAGAACUGCUCAGCCCCUACAGUGUCUGUCAGCAGGGAGGCCCCUACACCUUUGCCCUCAGGCCCCAAUACUGACAAAGCCAAGGCAUGUCCUGGCAAGGGCAAGAGAACACUCCGGAAGCCCCAGAGAGUCCCAUCCAUCUACAAGCUGAAGCUGAGGCCCAGGAUCCCACCCCGGAGAGACCACAGGCCUGAGAAGCAGCCUUCACGAAUCCCCAAGCCACUGGCCUACCUCCGCCUGGGUCCAGCCAGGGUGCCCCCCCGGGGCAGACUGACAAGAGCAGGGCUGGGCAGAAAGGGAGGGGAGGCAGCCCUGGUGGAUGGAGCCAGGGCUGGGGAGAAGGAGGAGGAAGGAAAAGAGGGGAAAGAGCCAGUGGCCCCACUGGAGAGUAGCCUCCAGCCUUUGGAGGGUCUGGGGCCUCAGCAGCUUGACCCAGCUCCACUCCCACCUGAGGAGUCCUGGGUCUGAGGAGGGGCUUCUCAUCUCCUCACCUGUGGGUUUGGGAAGGAGGGAAGUGAAAAGAAUGCACAUGUAUCCAUUGGAUUCCCAGCUGCAGGAGUGGAAGGGAAAGUGCCUCACCUCAGUACAGGCCUUGGCCAGGAGAGGUGGGAUGACAAAUACAGACUCAAUCCGCUCAGUUGAACAAAGGGCCAGCCCAUCACUCCCACUCCGACUCCAGAGUUAGGCUAGGGGCGGUGGGGCCAUCCUGUACCUUACUGCCCUCCCCAGAACAGCUCUCCAGACUCCUUUCCUCUGACCUCUGGCCAUGUCCACCAUUUCCACAACUCAUAAGUUAUUAAACAUGUGUGGGUCUGUCCUUGA